AUGGGUGAACAAUGGUCUAAUCAAUAUCAAAAUGCUUGGAACAAUAUUCGUUCAGAACAUGCUAUUAGUAAUCCUAUUUCUAUGGAAGGUACAAAUGCUAGCGGUCCAGUGAUUUCACCACCUGAUGCUUCAUUUUGUACUAGAAUGGUUUCAAAUAUAUUGGAAUCAGCACCGAGCAGUUAUAGCACUCGAGACAAUAGCAUUAUGAGUAGAUAUGUGGUAAAUGCAACCAAUGAAGAAACAAUUGGUGAAAAAAUAAGUGAAUCAUCGAAUGCAUUUAUCAAUACUUCGGUAGAUUCAAACCUAGCAUUACCAUACGUUCAAUUGGGGUAUAGGCAGCAGACAAAUGAUGUGCCAUCAAUAAACGCCGAUUAUUCGCUACCAUACAUCUUUACGAGCGGAACACAAACAAAUACUUCGCAGUUAAAUAUUGGUUGUCCUUGGGUCAGUCCUGGAAGUUUGCCGUUGCCUGCAGCGUCUGAUGCUAUGCUGGGCCACAAUGGAAAUAUUGGACCAGUUGGAAAUGGUGCUCGUGCAACGCCGCCUGUUUCAAAUGCCAGUUUUUAUUCUACAUCGCCUCCAACUGGCUUUCAAUUUCCAAUUGGAUAUCCGAAUCCAUCUCAGCAAUCAAUAAAUCAACUCACAUCAAAUUUAUCGAGUUUAUCUGUAGGAAUGCCGCAAGCACCACCUAGUACGCCUCGUCAUGAAGCAUUCUCAUCCACUGGACAGCAUUUCGGCCUCCCGAUCUAUUUUUCUCAAACACCUCCUGCUAGUUCGCUUGCUUCAAGUCCCAACUUAUUUGGCACUGCAUUCUCAGGCUUCAGUAAUUCAACUGGAUACAAUGCUGCUGCUUCAAAUCAAAUGCAGUCUACAACAAGCCAGCGAAACACAUCAGCAUUUGCAUUGCAGACAAAUCCAGUUUUCUUUCCUUAUAAUUCAAAUAAUCUUCCAGCUAAUCGACGAGCCAUCGUCCCAAGUUUCAACAGAGAAACGAAUGUAAGUGUGGAAUCAAAUGAAAGGCAACGCUCUACCGUCUUGGAGGAAUUCCGUACUAAUCGAAAUCCUUUCUUGCAGUUAUCUGAAAUCGGACCUCAUGUUGUUGAAUUCGCUAAGGAUCAACAUGGAUCUAGAUUCAUUCAACAAAAAUUAGAGCGAGCUACAGAGCAAGAAAAGGAGGUUGUAUUCGCGCAGGUUGCCAGACAAGCUUCAGAUCUUAUGACGGAUGUUUUUGGCAAUUAUGUUAUUCAAAAAUUCUUCGAAUAUGGAACUCCUGAGCAUAAAAAUUGCUUAACACUUGCUAUAAAGGGUAAUGUAAUGACUCUUGCUCUUCAAAUGUAUGGAUGCAGAGUGAUUCAAAAAGCCCUUGAAUGCGUAUCUUCCGAGCAACAACAGGAAAUAUUGAAGGAAAUGGAGGGACAGGUGUUGAAGUGUGUCAAAGAUCAAAAUGGUAAUCAUGUUGUGCAAAAAGUCAUCGAAAAUGUGGAGACUUCUAAGCUACAAUUCAUUAUAGAUGCUCUUGUACAACCAGGCGACAAUGAUACGGUGCAGUCUUUAUCGACACAUCCAUACGGUUGUCGUGUAAUUCAGCGAAUUUUGGAGCAUUGCACCGAAGAGCAAAAGAGACCUAUACUCGAGCAAUUGCAUAUGCAUAUUAAAAAAUUAGUGAUUGACCAGUAUGGCAAUUACGUAAUUCAGCAUGUCAUUGAGCACACAACUGAUGCUGAUCGUGAUCGCAUUAUUGAGGAAAUAUCGGGAAGUGUUUUGGAAUUUUCGAAACACAAAUUUGCCUCUAAUGUCAUCGAGAAAUGCCUCGUGCGGGGAUCACCUGACCACAAAAAUGCACUGAUUGUGGAAGUUUGCGGGGAUCCUGACAACCCAAAUGAAACGCCAUUAUUGGAGAUGAUGAAAGAUCAAUAUGCGAAUUAUGUUGUACAAAAAAUGCUCGAUGUUGCCGACAGCUAUAAUCGUCGAAGGAUAAUGCUUGCAAUUAAGCCGCAUAUUCCAUCGUUACGAAAGUUCAAUUAUGGCAAGCACAUCAUCACGAAGCUAGAAAAAUAUUUUCAAAAAAAUGGUGCAAUUUCACCGAAUAUGCAAAAUGAAUAUUCCAAUGGUCCAGCUGCUUCGAACUGA
Dracunculus medinensis (Guinea worm) is the source of this 2130-nucleotide messenger RNA. NCBI's taxonomy places the organism in Eukaryota, Metazoa, Nematoda, Chromadorea, Rhabditida, Dracunculidae. The record is from the annotation of a GenBank genome assembly.